GACAAUUGAACCUUUGUCCAAAUUUUUAAGAGACGUUUCAUUUUGGAUUUAAGCUAUUUAAAAGAUAUUUAACCACAUAAACCAGCUGUUAGUGUGAAAGUGACGGUACUUCUCUUCUUCGUGUCGACAUAAACGGACAGAAUCAGGAAGUCCGGGGAUUUCUCGAAACACAAAAAGUUGAAUGGACAGUGGAUGCGCCGCCUUUUAACGCCAAAUGAUGAAGAGACACAUUUGUUAACGCGUAGUUUGUUUACCCUCAUAGUUUUUUUUUUUCAUUGUUGCUAUUUUAAUAAGUUAUCUUUGUUACCCGGAACACCUGGAUUGUCACUUUGCGGGUCAGAGGGAUGGAUGUUCCUCACCUCACUGAAGAUGAAAUGGCAGAGAUUAAAAAAGACGUGCUGACCAGACUGCGGCACUACCUCUGCGACAAGAUCAGAGCAGAACGCCACCUCGACUACCUGCGCUCUCGCAGGAUCCUGACACGAGACGACGCAGAAGACAUUGGCUGCAGGACCACACAGACCAAGAGGACGGCCACGUUAUUGGACAUACUGGCUGAGAACCCCCGGGGCCUGGAUUCCUUGAUUGACUCCAUAAGAGAGUUGCGCACACAGAAUUUCAUCAUCACCAAAAUCACAGAUGAGGUGCAAAAGGUCAAAAACGAGAAGAUCGAGGCUCUCAGAGCGGCUUCAAGUUCCUCCUCUGACAGCAGCCUCAACACUCCGAGCACGACCAGCGACUUCCCCACAACGUUUUCAAGCAACUCCACCCUGCUCUUCCACCCAGACGGAGAGCGAAGCCCCUCCACGUCAGACAUAGCAGGCUCGCUCAAUCUGCCGUCAUUACAGAAAUGUGGAGACUUGCCCUCUGUGGCAGGCACUAGCAUCGGCAUCGCCUCCUCCACAACCUCCUCCAGCCUCCCGAGGCCCGGAGACCCAGGCGCUCCUCCGCUGCCUGACGAGGUUAUGGUCGAAUCCCCCUCCAACAUAGAUGCUGCAGCGCCAGGGUGCACCAGUGGCGGAGGGGACCCAAACUUCCAGCCCCUGCGGUCACGCUCUCUCACUCCAACGUCACAUAGGAGCAUCUUUUAAUUUGAAAUCUCAAGAGGACAAAUCAUACAGUUUAAGGGACCAAGCAUCAGAAUGCUCAAACAAACCCUCAUUGUUGUCUCGUGCUCUUUCUGGGGUUGCACUUGUCUUUGAUCAGGCAGAAAUUGCUGUUCAUGGGAUAUUCCACUGUUUUACCACUAUUUUUUUUAUCAGCUUUUUAUGAUAGAAAAGAGGAAGAAUUUAUCACUCAGGCCAACCUGGUCUCAUCAACUCACAGAUCGCCAAAUACAGACACUUGGUCAGUGGCCCUUGGUGUCAGACACCAGUGCAACGCGGAUCCUUGAAAAGUCCUAAAAGGCAUUGAAUUUAUUCAUCAAAAAAAUUAAUUGGUGUCAGGAUGUCUUAAACCAAUCUUUUAAAAGUCUUAAAAAUGCUCAGACAUGGAAAAUAGGAUUUAAUAAAAUGUUGUCUUUCUGACUUUGCUAUUUAAAAUCUCAAAAUAAUUGAUAAUUUCAAAAUAAAAAUUGAAAAAAAACCCUCACUGAAUGCCUCUUACAUUUAUGUUACCAAAAAGUCAUAUUUUAUGUAGCAAUAAAUAUUUAGGAAAUAUUCAUCUAUAUUUUUUUUCUUCAGUUUUGGCUAUUUAUUUGUAAAAUUGGUGUGAAUUUUAAUUGCCUACAUUUAUCUCGGAAUUUUUUUUUUUUUUUUUUAAAGGUUUUAAAGACCAAAUCCAGUGUUUCCUUCCCUCCCAUUCCUUUAUUCAUAUGUCCGCUCCCUUCUUCCUUCCUCCCUUUCUUCCCUGUUUUGUAGUAACUUAGAUGUUUAGGGGAAAUAUAUAUUGUAGUAAAAGUAUAAAUGUUAUUUAGGAAAUGCAGUUAAAAUUGACAGAAAUAUAAAAACUCAAGUAAAGUACAGAUACUCCCAAAAACACUUCUAGUGAUGUAUGUGAUGUUACAUUGUAGGUUUUUACCAAAUGUACUUAUUUUAAGCCAAACAUAGUCAUAUAUUUUAAACAUAAGCAUGUGCCUUUGUUGCCUAAACCUAAGCAAGUAAACCUAAAAACCCGUGUACCAAGUUUAUUCUGAGAAGAGACUGUAGGGUUUUAAGCAGCGGAGACUGUACAUUUCCUGUGAAAACUGGAGUUUAUUUUGAAAAGCCACAAUACAUGCAAUGAAUUAAAAUUGAAACACCAUCCCUGAACUCUAAAACUGAUGCUGGAAGGGUACCAAGAGCAUCAUAGUUUAACAUGGAGGGCCACUGAUCAAGCAUCCAAAUGUUUUUGAGUCGGAAAGGAGAAUGUUGGUUUGGAGUGUUGUUUGGACAUUUUUUUACACUGGUCCCAAUGUGUUACAUUGGUUUUGAUAUAAGGCUAAAAUAAUACCAUAAUUUAAAGAAUAUAUACAUAUUUCUACACAACCCCCCUUUUUAAUUAAACAACAUAAGCCACAAUUGUCAAAUGUUAAACUUUAUUUGAAUAUAAGCACUAGUACAACCACUUAACAUAGAUAAAAUACAGUUUAAAUUGGCAAAAUUAUGAUUUAAAUUCUGAAACUGUGUUAUCAAUAAAUAGGUAAGCACUCUGUAUCUAUUUCCUUACUCACCCACAGAAGUAUUGGGGUUGAAUUUCUAUGAUAAACUCAGAAAAUCUGACUCACCCCUUGUUAACUUUCCCCCCUCCUCUUCUUUUACCAAAGGUGUGAUUUCCUGUUUAGUGUGAAAACACAGAAGCCACAGUUUAGGUGCACUGAGAAGAUUUUAUACACUGGAAUGACUGCUUGAGUAUUAUGUGAGUGAUGAGCCAGUCGGUUUCAUUAGACGCUGCCUUUGAUCAGAGCGGUGUGGAGAAUUUCCAGUUAACUCUGUUUCGACUCAGCAUUAAGACAUAAUAGAAGUUGCUUUACAUUUUUGUCACUACAUAAGUCUUGAAUCACAAAACAUUUUGCGAAAUAACAAAGUAUGUCCCGCUUAUUCCUUAAUUCUUUGGACAUAUUCAGUAAUCGAUUGCAAACUAAAGGUUUUAUGUAUAAUUUCAACAUGUCUCCUUUUGUCAUUGGUGACUGUGUGGUGGUUUAGAAAAACAAAGGGUUAAUCUAAAAUUACUGCCCAAUAAAAUGUUUAAAUUAAUAUUUUAAAAGAAA
Molecule: messenger RNA, 3187 nt
Organism: Plectropomus leopardus (leopard coralgrouper)
Lineage: Eukaryota; Metazoa; Chordata; Actinopteri; Perciformes; Serranidae
Gene: bcl10
Product: BCL10 immune signaling adaptor
Biological process (GO): positive regulation of extrinsic apoptotic signaling pathway; adaptive immune response; apoptotic process
Cellular component (GO): CBM complex; cytosol
Molecular function (GO): NF-kappaB binding; transcription coactivator activity; protein kinase B binding
Source: RefSeq, a predicted model, not a curated record